Lithohypha guttulata is the source of this 1590-nucleotide messenger RNA. RefSeq lists its product as uncharacterized. The record is from RefSeq and is a predicted model, not a curated record. The transcript is spliced from 4 exons. Gene Ontology annotation, cellular component: membrane. NCBI's taxonomy places the organism in Eukaryota, Fungi, Ascomycota, Eurotiomycetes, Chaetothyriales, Trichomeriaceae. Bases 1 to 1590 code for a protein of 529 amino acids. Gene Ontology annotation, molecular function: carbohydrate:proton symporter activity. Gene Ontology annotation, biological process: transmembrane transport; carbohydrate transport.
AUGGGGAAACUCGUUCCCAAUGUCUUCAAUCUUCUCGUUGUGGUUUACGUGGCUCUAGGCUCGACAGCAUGCUCGUAUGGCAUGGCAGUGAUUGGUACAACGAUCGGACAACCCUCGUUUUACAAGUCUCUGGGGUUAGCUCCACAAGGCCAACCAGGGUACAGCAGAACAGCACAAUGGAUAGGAGCAUUCAAUGGUGUUAAUGCUGCUGGUUCUGCUGUGGGAGCCGCUCUCUGUGCCUAUCUAGCAGAUAAGUACGGACGAAAGCGUAGCAUACAAGGAGGAGCUUUAGUCCUCAUUAUCGGCGCUGCCAUCUGUGCUGGAUCCAUCAAUAAUGGCAUGUUCUGCGCUGGUCGACUUAUCAAUGGUUUAGGUAUCGGUGCGCUAGUGACAGCAAUUCCUAUAUACCAAGCAGAGGUCAGCACGCCUGAGUCCAGAGGGUUCAUGGUGUCUAUGCAUGGCGUGAUGUUCGCCAUGGGUUACUCGUUGCAGGCGUGGAUCGGCUUCGGUGUAUCGUUCAUCUCGUCGAGCGGUUCACAGUCUUCCUUUCCUUGGCGCUUCUCUAUUGCCUUUCAGAUGGCACCUGCACUGGCACUUUUACUUGGCUCAGCAUGGCUACCAUUUAGUCCGCGUUGGCUCAUGCUGCAAGAUCGAUUCGAUGAGGCCCUCGACGUCCUGAAACGUCUACAUCGCUCGAAAGAUGACCUCAGUGACAUGAUGGCUGGAAAGGAAUACUACCAGAUGAAGAAGCAACUUGAUCUGGAUCGACAGAUCAAAGCGACGACCUCACCAUUCGAACUGUUCAAGACUGCUCCAAACCGUCGUCGUGCUCUUGUUGGAUUCGUGCUGAUGUGGAACAACCAAUUCACAGGCGUGCUGGUUAUCGCAAAUUAUGGAAUCAUUCUUUACAUCAGCUUAGGCAUGACCGGCUACAUGCCGCUCCUGUUGACAAGCUUGUGGGUAACAAGUACCUUCCCAGGAAACAUCUUCUGUGCUUUCUUUGUGGAAAGGUUUGGAAGGCGCAACUUUCUGCUCAUUGGCCUAAUUGGCAUUCUGGUGUGCCUUAUCUGCGAAAUGGCACUACAGGCGGAGUUUGUGGGCACAAGCAAUCGUGCUGGCCAGAACGCGGCGAUAUUUUUCUGCUUCCUCUUCAUCACGCCAUUUUGGAGCACAUUUAUGGAUGCGACACAAUUUUUGUAUGUCGCAGAGAUCUUCCCGACUCAUAUUCGUUCCCAAGGUACUGCCUUCAGCAUGAUGGGUAUCUACCUUGCAGACAUCAUCCUGCUUGUGGCAGGGCCAAUUGCUUUGGACAAAAUUGGUUGGAAGUUCUUCUAUGUGCUCAUUAUCCCGACAGCACUACAUGUUGUGUUCGUGUAUUUCAUGUGCCCAGAAACGAAGGGUCGAUCUUUGGAGGACAUCAAUGCACAAUUCGGCGAGCAGGUUGCUAUCCAUUACUACGGUGCUUCGGAACAAGAAAAGGCCGAACUUGAGGAAGAAGCAAUGCAUGUUGGCGAGCACGAGAAGGGUGCGAUAUCUGUUCAUGGAAAGACCAGCAUCGUGCACGAGGAGGGGGCUAUGCAGAGGUCCUAA